Messenger RNA from Dermatophagoides farinae (American house dust mite), 790 nucleotides. It is a transcript of the gene Ubc7, whose product is annotated as ubiquitin conjugating enzyme 7. NCBI's taxonomy places the organism in Eukaryota, Metazoa, Arthropoda, Arachnida, Sarcoptiformes, Pyroglyphidae. The record is from RefSeq and is a predicted model, not a curated record.
ACCUUUUUUUUAUGUUAUUUUGAUAUUUUGUUUUGUUUGUUCUUUUCUUGUUUAUCAAUUAAAUAAAAAAUAAUGGCAUUAUCGGCUGUACGUCGUUUGAUGACCGAAUAUAAACAGCUUACAUUGAAUCCACCUGAAGGAAUAUUAGCCGGUCCCGUGAAUGAAGAUAAUUUUUUCGAAUGGGAAGCCUAUGUUACUGGACCCGAUUCAACAUGUUAUGAAGAUGGUGUUUUCUCGGCACGUAUAACAUUUCCAACAGAUUAUCCAUUAUCACCGCCUAAAAUGCAAUUUACAUGUGAAAUGUUUCAUCCAAAUGUUUAUCCAGAUGGCCGUGUUUGUAUAUCAAUAUUGCAUGCUCCAGGUGAAGAUCCUCUUGGUUAUGAAUCAAUUUCGGAACGUUGGUCACCAGUACAAUCGGUGGAAAAAGUUUUACUUUCCGUUGUAUCAAUGUUAGCCGAACCGAAUGAUGAAUCCGGUGCCAAUGUUGAUGCGGCAAAAAUGUGGCGACAAGAUCGUCAAACAUUUUUGGAUAAAGCCGAAGAAAUUGUACGAAAAUCAUUGGGUUUUUGAAAAAAAAUCAAUUUUUUAGCAAAUGAAUUAUUCCAAUCAUGUUUCUCAUCCACCUCCCCAAAAAAAUAGCAAAAUUUGUGAUCCAAACAAAAAUUAUUUACAUUCUUUUUUCGUUAAUUUUCAUUAGUUCAGGGAUUUUAUUCAUGUGAAUUCGUAUAUUAUUCUGCAUUCGUGUAUGUGUAUUUUCUAUGGAAAAUAAUAAAGUUUGCAUAAUGGAAUA